Saprolegnia parasitica CBS 223.65 is the source of this 1046-nucleotide messenger RNA. RefSeq lists its product as hypothetical. The transcript is spliced from 2 exons. Lineage: Eukaryota; Oomycota; Saprolegniomycetes; Saprolegniales; Saprolegniaceae. The record is from RefSeq and is a predicted model, not a curated record. Bases 31 to 1029 code for a protein of 332 amino acids.
ACGGCUCUCCCGCGCUAGCACGGAUAAGCGAUGCGAUCGGCGCAGGACGAGCAGAAGUGGCUUCGCGCCAUCGACGCCCGGAUCGAGCAGCUCCACGAGCCGUCGCCGGCGACGCCCGCCAAGUUCCCAUCGGCGCUCCCGACGAUACCCGAGUCGCCGCCCUUCGACGACGACCGGACGCCGACGCGGAGGCCACCGGUGUACCCGACGGGCGCGGACGCCGACGAGCGGCCGUCGCUCAAAGACCUGACAGGAGUCCGUCGGCGGCCGCCACGCCCGCGGGCACCGCGGAUGCCGGCCGAGGUCCUCGAGCACAUGGAGAUGGCGAGCAAGGUCGUGCAAGAGAUCGGGCAAGAGAAUCUGAGCGGCCCCGAAAAGACGCUCGAAUUCAUCCGCGAACUGGGCGAGCGCAAGCGGCGAGCGCUCGCGCGGCGCCAAGCGCGAUGGCGCGAAGAGCACGCGACCGAGAGCGCGCGGCUCGAGGCGCAGCAGCACGAGAUCUUUGAAGAGAUCGAGCACCAACAGUUCCAACGGGUCGCCGAGUACGAGGAAGCGCUGGACUCGUUGGCGCGCAAGUACGACCGCCUUCUCGACGACGUCCACGCCAAGGACUCGAUCAUCACCGAGCUCUCGCAGAAAGCGCCGUCGUCUCCCGUCCAAGUCCACCCCAAGCGCGCCUCAACAUCUCAGAGCGAGCCCGAGGAAGACCCGAUGGACGAGGAAGAUCCCCUCAACGACGCCGUCUCGGACAUCAUUUCCGAGGCCGACGUCCAAGACGACAACCGAUGUGGCCAUCCGCACAUCGAGACCAUGCUGUGCUUUGUACACGAGAGGUACGAGGACCUCCGACGACGGUACCCUCGGCUCGACGCGAGCGUCGAUGUUGCGUCCUGGGUCCUGCUCGUACUCUUGCUUUUCUACGCCAGCUACGGUCUCGUCGCCUGUAUGUGGACGACCGUCGAGCUGCAGGACGAACGGCUCAUUCGCGACCUCGUCGUCACCCUGCGUCGCCAAGUGUCUGCGCAAUAAUAUAUCUAUUUCUCGAC